UUGUUUAUGCUGUCGACAGUGGAUGACAGCGGCUGCAGACUGAGCUUCAGAGAUAUGCGCCGCCGGUGGGAAAAUAAGCUGCGUUUGUGAUAUUGUCUAGCCAACUAGGUAGUUAGUUAAUGCCUCGCAUUGUGUAUGAGCAAAGUCUUUGUCUUUAAGAAGGGAUACCGGAAAAGUUUCCUGGAUAUCUGUUCACAGUGGUCGCGGUCCGUUAGCUGUAGCUGAACCCGAGACGGGAUGUAAAUUAAUCCAGACGGGACCAGCCCCAGGAGCCGGUAGCAGCAGCCAGGCAGUCACACCCUUGUCUGGGGUUACUGAAGGGACCCUGUCUGCUGAACAGCGUUUAAUUUCUGUCCUUCAUAUGUUAUGGUGUUUUAGAUAAAUAUAUGUUCACCAGUAGUAUGAGUUAAGUGAGAAGUGUGGAGUGGAUAUGACUGACUCAUCACUAUGGCACGGACGGAGGAGAUAACCCUGAUCGGUCUCUCUGCUGCAGUGCCAACCAGAUAGCCUCACAACUAGCCCGACAGCUAAGUGAUUUACACCUGUAUAUUACAUACUUGCCCCCCUCGUAGUCAACGUGGCAUUAUGAAUUCCCCGAUGUACACCUUUGUCACCCGUGAUGACAACAGCACUGUUUAUGCAGAAGUUUCCAAAAUCCUCGUCUCCACUGGACAAUGGAAGAGGCUGAAAAGAGAUAAUCCCAGAUUCAACUUAAUGCUUGGUGAACGGAACAGACUGCCCUUUGGACGUCUAGGUCACGAGCCAGGCCUGGUACAGUUGGUGAAUUAUUACAGAGGAGCAGACAAGCUGUGCAGGAAGGCGUCUCUGGUCAAGCUAAUAAAGACAAGCCCAGAGCUGUCCGACUCCUGUAGCUGGUUCCCAGAGUCCUACAUCAUCUAUCCCACUAACCUCAACACCCCUGUUGCUCCAGCUACGAAUGGCAUUAGUCAUCUGAAGAGCAAUCCCAAGACGGAUGAGCGAGAAGUUUUCCUGGCCUCUUAUCACGCUAAAAAAGAAAGUGGAGAGGGCACAGUGUGGAUAGCCAAAUCCUCUGCUGGAGCAAAAGGUGCUGGUAUUAUGAUAUCCCAUGAUGCUAACCAGCUGCUGGAGUACAUCGAUAAUCAGGGACAGGUUCAUGUUAUCCAGAAGUACUUGGAGAAACCUCUGCUUCUGGAGCCGGGACAUCGGAAAUUUGACAUCAGGAGCUGGGUGCUAGUGGACCAUCAGUACAACAUCUAUUUAUACCGGGAGGGUGUGCUGCGGACUUCCUCGGAGCCCUACAACAGCUCUGACCUCCAGGACAUGACCAGCCACCUGACCAACCACUGUAUCCAGAAGGAGCACUCCCAGAACUACGGGAGAUACGAGGAAGGGAACGAGAUGUUCUUUGAUGAGUUCAGGCUGUACCUGCUGAACACUCACAACGUCACCCUGGAGACCACCAUCUUACCUCAGAUCAAGCAGAUCAUAAAGAGCUGUCUGACAUGCAUCGAGCCGACAAUCAGCACCAAGCACCUGUCCUACCAGAGCUUCCAGCUCUUUGGAUUUGACUUCAUGGUGGAUGAGAGCUUCAAAGUGUGGCUCAUUGAGAUCAAUGGAGCUCCAGCUUGUGCACAGAAACUAUACCCAGAGCUGUGUCAAGGUAUCGUGGAUGUGGCCAUUUCCAGUGUCUUCACCAUGAACAGCAGUGGCGACUCCUCAUCUGCCUCCUCUUCUCCUUACUCCUCCUCCCCAUCCUCCUCCUCGUUCACUACCAACUCCUGCUCCUCUCCCAAACUGAGAGCGCCUCUCCACGUGGGUCCUUUCACCCGACUGUAAGCACACAAAUAUUCCCCUCAUCUUCUCCGCACUAAAAGCUUCUUCAUGCUCUGUCCUCACUCCCAAACGCCACCUGAAGUGUAGCACAUGCCAGCAAGUCGAGCCUUUAAUUGUACCUUUCAUGUCACGCCCGGAAGGAGUCUUUCUUUCAAUGGAAAACACCGAACUACAGAAUUGAUCUCUGCUCUCCUGAUUAUGCAUAUUUUGAAUGUGAGGAUGGUUGUGAUAAAAGUGAUAAAAACUUCCUUGGAGUUGCUGAAUGACAACAGACGCCCCUCCAUCUCAGUCCCACCGCCGGUUUCUCCCCAAGCAGAUUAAUGGAGGUCUGAAGGAUGCAGAGACGCUCCACCUGAGACUGUAGUGCCUUACAUUUCCAGCCACGCUCCCUUAAAAAAGACUGCCAGUUAGCUUGCUCUGUUACUGUGACUUGUUCUUGUUCUAUAAGCCUUUGCACUGUUGCUCUCACAAAAAGUCAUGAUCAGUCCACGAGUAUUAGCAGAAAACAGAUCCCUUGAUAUCUGAGAUCGUAUUGAUUUUUUUUUGUAAUUUCUCAUCAGACAUGUUUCUCAUUUUUAAUCUUAUUUUAUUGCAGCUCAUCUGUAAGCAUUAUGUUUGAGGAAUGCUAACAGUGAUCAAGAGGCUGUAAAGAUGGAUAUGUUUAAACUUAAAAAACUAAAACACUAACCCAACAUGUCUGAUGAGCUAAACAUGUCAAAGUUUGCCUUGAAAAUCAACAUUCCUCCUUACUUGACCAUGUGGACACAACAUGUUAUUUACAUUCAGGGCAUCAGGGGGCAUGAGGAAGUCUGUCUCCACAGUUCUGCUGAAGUGUCCCGGUCCUCUGACCUAUAAGGCAGUGAGCAAAGACAAAAAGAGAACUUCCGUAAGUGGAGCUAUAAUAACAGUAUUAGCUGACAUUUUUUCUUGUUUUUUUUAAAUAGGCCAGCUGAAGAUGUUUUAUUUGUAAUUUUAAGAGAGCAUGUUGUGUGAAAGCAUGUAGUAGUGUGCAUCCUCAUACACCACACCUUCUGCCCCAGUUAGUAAAGAGCUGCCCUCAUGUCUGUUUUAUUUCCGAUGGAUGAAAAGCUAGUCUUUGUAAAAAUGUGUUUGAUCUGGUAAAUUGAGAGUAGAGUAGAUUGUACAAAGUGUGUUAUUGAUUAUUAAAAGCACCUAAAGACCCCAUGAAAUGAAACUGACUGGACAAGAUAAACAUUUGCUUGUAAGAUAAUAGAGCUGACGAAGACAAAAGAACAAUACAUACGUCAUUGCCAAAGAAAAGUAAGGGGACAGUAAAAGACUGCAGGGAAGUCACAGUAUACAGACACGGGUCUUCAUCUAGUCACUGCCUACUCCUCAUUUACUGCUGUCGUUAGCUCGUGUUGCUGUCUGACACGCGCCUGCAUUUCAUUAAUGACUGAUUCUUUUUGUUUCAUGGGGUCCUUAAAAUAUUUCAGUCCUUUUCUUUGAACUAAAUCUCUUUGUGAAUAGGUGAGACCGUAGCGGUGUAACUGUCCAAGAUGACUUGUGUCAAAUGUAUUUUAUGUUACUGUUUGGACUGUUUGUUCAAAAGGAAUAUUUAGUUUUUCUUUCGAGAUGAAACUUAAAGUUAGUGACAGCUGCACGUUGGGCGGUUGAUUCAACUGUUGUGUGUCCAGGAGCUCAUUUUAAACACAGCAUAAGUCAUUAAUAGUUUAAUUAAUAGUACCUAAUUUAAGUAGGUUUGUCUUUCAUAAUGUUAUUAUCCUUGCCGUUCCUCUCUUUUAACCUCAGUUUACAUGUGUGAGUAACAUAAGUUAAGGGACACCAUUAGAGCAUUUAUUUAUGUUUUUAAUCACUGUGUGUUUGUGUUUACAAGAUGACUCUUGGGAAUGAAGGCUAUGUAAGUGGUGGAAGGUGAGAAAGAUGAAUAGAGCAGAUUGUAUUGGAAAAUAAAUGAACAGGGCUGCUAAAAACAUAAAUCCCAGUUGGUGGCAACAUAUGAUGGAUCCAUAUCCACAAUGUAUAACAGAGCCCUGCUGUAGCUGAAACGAUGUUUGGAAGUUUGGAGGUAUUGAUGUUGGCAGAAAAUGGGUAUUUAUAUCAUGAUUGUGUUGGCAAAUGAGUUACAAGUGUUUGCUCAAAAGCAAACGACCAGUAUAUGUUUUUAUUAAAUUUGUAGGGAAAUGUCUUUCCAUCAAAGGGAAGGGUGCCUUAGAGGGAAUUGCAAAUUGAUAACAAGAAGCAAUGGACCUCCAGCAUUUAAAUGCACCUUCAUUUGUUUGUUUGUAUUGAAGUGAAUUUGCCUCAUUUAUUAUUAGACCUCUUUUAAAUUCAAUGAUGUCAUUUCCUCUUAUUCAGAAUUGCUUUGCACAUCUGACUCAGUUUUUUCAUGUUUUUCUCAUGUGUAUCAUAUAUUUCCUGGAUUUCCUCAUCUUUACCAAAGAUCACAUUCAUGCUGUAUUUCCAGUGUCAAAUAAUGUUUUGUAGUGGCUACAAUCUGGAUAUUAUCACAUCAACUGGCCAACAUGAUCCAAAAGCAAGUAUCAUACUCAGAGGGAUGUCUGUGCUGUGUUUUUGUUCAGUGGUGUUUUAUCCAAAACCAUGCAUGAACAUUUGUCUUUAUCAGAAACAAUAUUACUAGAAUAAAAGAUAUUGCUAUUAUCAAGCUUUGUUCAUGUGUACAUAUCUGCUUUACAUGGUCUUCACGUCUUCCACUAUGCUCACUUGAACACAUUUGAGACCAACUCUGCACUGCAGAAAUGAAGGUGAUAUCUUUAC
Messenger RNA from Acanthopagrus latus (yellowfin seabream), 4575 nucleotides. It is a transcript of the gene ttl, whose product is annotated as tubulin tyrosine ligase. NCBI's taxonomy places the organism in Eukaryota, Metazoa, Chordata, Actinopteri, Spariformes, Sparidae. Gene Ontology annotation, biological process: protein modification process. The transcript is spliced from 7 exons. The coding region runs from base 586 to 1818 and encodes 410 amino acids. The record is from RefSeq and is a predicted model, not a curated record.